GGUAACACAGUCUGCGGAGGCCGAGUGGAAGAGACAUCGCAACCUGCGGAGGCCAGGAACUGGACCGACCACCAGGGCCAAGUGGGGCGUGUCAGACCAGAUAGGAUGAUGGGGGCUCACAUCAACGAUUACCGUUUAAGAUCCAUUGCAGAUCCUUCCGAAAAACUGCGCCAUCGAGUGAUCAUCAAUAUGGAGAAAUUUUUCAAAAUCAGUAAAGUCAAAGAUGGGAUUCCUUGUGGUUGGAGGUUGGCGACUUACAUGGAGGUAAAGGAUUCAAUGCAAGUCGUUACAGAUUUGCUUGAUGAAUGGACCAUCGCCAAACUUGAAGAUGGGUGGCAAGUUGUCGGUGGUGGAUAUGGCAACAAAGUUGAGAAAUAUGAUGAUCCCAACAAAACUUUCGGGGACCAGUUGAUCACCAACGCGAUUAACAUGAUUAAGAAAGAAUUUAAAGUCACUAAGGUCAAAGAUGGGAUUCCUUGUGGUUGGAGGUUGGCGACUUACAUGGAGGCAAAUGAUUCAACAGUUAAAGAUUUGCUUGAUGAAUGGACCAUCGCCAAACUUGAAGAUGGGUGGCAAGUUGCUGGUGGUGGAUAUGGCAACAAAGUCGAGAGAUAUGCUGAUCCUAACAAAAGUUUCGGGGACCAGGUGAUCACCAACUCGAUUAAGAAAGAAUUUAGAGUCACUAGAGUCAAAGAUGGGAUGCCUAGUGGCUGGAGGUUGGCGACGCACUGGGAAGCAGAAGAUUCCAUGCAAGAUGUUACAGAUUUACUUGAUGAGUGGACCAUCGCCAAACUUGAAGAUGGGUGGCAAGUUGUCGGUGGUGGAUAUGGCAACAAAGUCGAGAAAUAUGACGAUCCCAACAGACAGUUUGGAGACCAGUUGAUCACCGUAGUCAGGCCAGUGAAGGAUGUUCGUGUGGUUGAAAUCGCCGAGGGCAUCACGCGGGAUUGGAGGUGGGCGACGAAAUCACAGGUCGAAAGCGUAAAGGAAGAUGUGGAAAAAUUACUCGGGGAAUGGUCUAUCGCAAAGCUCUCAGAUGGAUGGAAAAUUGGUGGUGGAGGAUACGGCUAUAAGAUCACCAAGUGUGAUUCUGAUGAUGGUACUAUUACGGAAAUGGUUAUUGUACAAGAAUCCCUCUAGAUAAUGAUAUGAGCAAUUCUGGAUUAGGGGUGGAGGCAAACUCUCCAGCCAGAAGUUCCCCUUGAUUCGGGGGGGGGGGCUCAUAUUACAUUAGGCGAUUAGGGUCAUGCGAAGAACUUUACCAAUGGGAAAUGGGUAUGGUGAAUAUGCCUAUUUUAGAGACAUUUGAAAGCGAGGGAUUGAAGAAACCUAGAGGGUUAAAGAAGAAAUAAUUUGCACUUGCACUUUCAUAUUAAACAAGGAAACUUGAACGAUUUGUUACUAAAUUGUGGUGAUUAUUUCAUGAUGGAUAGCAAAGUUUUCCAUUUGGCGGUUUGUGGGGGUUCAAUUUAGCACCCCCCCCCUCGUUUUUUAAUUUCAUUACUUCUGGAUUUUCAAGGAGUUUUGUCUUUUCAAGUAUUAAAGAAAAAAAGGGAUUUUAAGAAGGAUUAGGGACUCCAUAAACUGGCCGAUCAAAUAAUCAGGAUACAUCUAACAUUUACAUGUUAAAAAGAUAUGAACGUAUUUUCUUGAUAAAAUAUGUUUAUUUUGCUCAAUUGGCUCAUACUCGAGAUAUCAAAAUAGGUAAAUGCAGAAUCUCUUUCAAUUUCAACUAACAAUGAAAACAAAGGGCUAUUUGCAUAACUUAAGCAUGUUUAGGACUAUAAUACCGGAGUUGCUAGUGUUCAUUUAUGAUCGGUGUUGACAAUUUCAGGCCCAUUUCAGUACUGCCUUCUGUGUAAAAAAAAAUUCCUUGAGAAAGCAGUACACGAUUGUAUUCGUAUCUUUAAGGGGACGUUCAGGCUGGAAAUAUUUAUAUCUCAAUAAAUACAGUAAAAUCUUACAAAGCAAAAUGCUGAAAAUUUGAUCAAAAUCGGAUAACAAAAUAACAAAGUUAUUGACUUAUUACAUAUUUCGGUGAAACAGUUUUAGGCAUGUCUUUGUGAAUAUUCAUUAGGUGGGCUGAUGAUACCAUAUCCCCACUUGUUCUUUUGUAUUUUAUUAUGUGAAAUUAGAUUUAUUCAAAAAAUUUCUACCAAGAACUAAAAUUGGAUUGACAGCUUAUUAAAUGCAUUAGUCAUUUAUUGCGCAAGAUAUUUCAACAUAAUGGAGACACAUCAUUUACACAAUGUAUGAAAAAAAUAAACAUUUAUGAUUUCAUGUAAUGACAUAAGAAAAAAAGGAAAGUGGGGAUGUUACUUCAUCAGCCAACCUAAUGAAUAUUCAUGACGAUAUGCAUAUAACUGUUUUCACAAGAUAUUGAUAACUUUAAAAUUCAAUAAUUUCGCUAUUUGUUAUCCGAUUUUGAUGAAACUUUUAGUAUUUUGCUUUGUGAUUUUCUUUCUUUUUAUUUAGAUGUAAAUAUGUUCACUGAUAUAAACAAGAUAGUAUACUCAUCCAUAAAAAAAAGCCUGGUCAUUUCUUU
Lytechinus variegatus (green sea urchin) is the source of this 2545-nucleotide messenger RNA. RefSeq lists its product as uncharacterized. The transcript has 5 exons. The record is from RefSeq and is a predicted model, not a curated record. NCBI's taxonomy places the organism in Eukaryota, Metazoa, Echinodermata, Echinoidea, Temnopleuroida, Toxopneustidae. The coding region runs from base 106 to 1140 and encodes 344 amino acids.